AUGACAUGCCGACACACUAAUCAAGUAAUAGACAAAAUAAACAAUUUAAUUGGGCUAAUAAAUAAUCCUAUUUCUUAUCUUUAUGAGCAUUUAGGCCAGUAUGUAAGAGAGGAUGAAGUGGAUGCUCUUUUAGCUCGAUUAAGAACGAAUUACACGGUAAAAACGAUAGAUAGAAUUAACCAAAGCACUUUAUAUAAUCAUUUAUCAGACAUUUUUGAUAUAAUAAACAGUUGUGAUUGUCGCAAUGAAUUAGUAGGUGAAUAUAACCAAUUAGUAAACAAGCAUAACAACGCAAGUUCACAGCAUACCAAAGCCCAAGUGGAAGUGGCUAGUUUACGAACCCGAGCCGAAAACUACCAUUCGCAAUUAGUAGAUACUCGCAAGUUAUUAGAAAAUAAAGAAAAACAAGUAGUAAGAAUAGAGAAUAAAUUAGAUGAAAAACAGCAAAAAGUAGAUAAUUUACUUAAUCGGUUAGCGGAAUUAAAAUUAGAAAGUAGUAAAAAAGUUAGUGAGCUAAAACAGAAAGACGAUGAGAUUAAAGCCUUAAAAAGAAAUUUAGGGGAUAGCCAAAAAGACUUUUUAGGAGAGAAGUUAAAGUCUAAAAAAGAAAGAUUGGAGUUGCUGGCGGCUGAACUAGGAAUAGAAUUACAGAAAAUCCAAAACUUACGCAAAAGAUAUCGGGAAUUAAUGUCUGCCCAGGAAGAAAACAAAAUCAGUGAUAUUAAUAUUGCCAAAGAAAAUAUUGCUGCUACUCGGGAUGGUUUGAUUGAAAGAGGAAUAAGUGUUAGCAAAGCCCAAAAAUUUUGCAGGAAGUGUAAAAAGGUUGCUCAACUAGAAUUAUGGAUAGAUAAAGUUAACGAGCAAUUUGAAGCCCGACAAGGAGUUCCUUUGUAUAAUAAUCAAAAAUAG
Scutellospora calospora is the source of this 909-nucleotide messenger RNA. Lineage: Eukaryota; Fungi; Glomeromycota; Glomeromycetes; Diversisporales; Gigasporaceae. The record is from the annotation of a GenBank genome assembly.